Echinostoma caproni is the source of this 939-nucleotide messenger RNA. Lineage: Eukaryota; Metazoa; Platyhelminthes; Trematoda; Plagiorchiida; Echinostomatidae. The record is from the annotation of a GenBank genome assembly.
GAACAACUAGACGAUCUGGCUUUGCAAUGGAGUAGACGAGCCAAAUUAUCCAAUCUUCGACCACCGUGUACAUGCCCCCGAGGUGAAGCUUUGCUUCGAGCAGAGGUGGACCGUUGGGUAAAUCGAAAUGGCUGCUGUACUCCUUCUAUGACUCGGGCUUCCACUCCACGCAGUACAUGCACUCAUUUCCAGUCACGUGACCCGGUUGACUGGUCCACUAUGCGUCGUAUUGUGUACCGUUUAAAUGAAUGUCAAACAAUUUCCAGUGCAGUUAGGAAAAGAGAAAACGCGCGACGUAAAAGACGCAACCCGACAGACUUUGUGAGUACGAGUGGAAAAAUAUCGCGUUCAGCUUGUGAAUCACAAAUCUAUCCGUACACACAAUCUCCCCGUACGAGACCCAGUCUGUUUGAUGUGUCUGGCCAAUUCAAAACACUAGUUUACUUGAAUCAAUUUCAACGUGGUUCCCGAAUCGAGCAAAACUUGAACCGAUUGUCUCGUCCAACUACAGCCAGUGGUUUCAAACAGCGUGGUCGAUGUCUUAUUUGUGAUCGGUCACCGGGACAGAGAACCAUAUUCGGUGUUGUACUCACGAGGUGUAGUACACAUCUGUCAGGAAAAUAUCGUCCACGGGAUAGAACAGAAGAAAUGCACUUGGUUCAACGUGUAAGCCGUCCGACUUAUGCUCAAUCAGCUGAUCGUCAGCCUUGUAGACGUGCUCGGGAAUGGACAGAAGCUCCAACCGGUCCAUUGCCCGAAGGCGGCAGAUUUUAUUUGAGUGGUGAGGCCAUUGUUCAACGGAUUGCUCAGUCCGCCAAAACACUUCCAUUAGUCAGUGGACUGCCUCGAAGUUCAAGUGUGAAUUCUAUCACAGUGCGUUUAUAUUCGGGGAAAUCUGGCCGGAAUGCAUGCGACAGUUCUAAAAAUCACUCAAGAUGA